Molecule: messenger RNA, 1200 nt
Organism: Coniophora puteana RWD-64-598 SS2
Lineage: Eukaryota; Fungi; Basidiomycota; Agaricomycetes; Boletales; Coniophoraceae
Exons: 4
Coding region: 1-1200 (399 amino acids)
Source: RefSeq, a predicted model, not a curated record
AUGUCUCCCUCGCCUCCCCGUCCAUCUACCAGUACACAGGUCACACAAGACGACGACGGCAAUCGCAGCGACUGCGAUUGCCCCAUAUGUCUUUCCAAGAACUAUGGCGAGGCCAAACGAGUAACCAAACGUACGAAGAAGAAACACAAGGAGCUCUAUCCCGAUGAACCCACCACCGGCACAAAUCGCACACUACCUUCCACCUCAGGUCACGUUGCUCUCGACUCCCUUCUCGUUGAGCACCCUCCAGCGCCUCUAGCCACUUACACGAGCCGACACACGCGGCUACGGUCCGAAAAUGUGGUCGACGACCCCAGGAAGAGAAACAAAACAAACGAGCAGGCGACAUCGGUAGAAGAGCGCCGCGAGGCUGUCGAGGAAGAUCAGGGGACCGAUGAGGAUUCAGACAUGCCGCUCGAUGCUGUCGAAUAUAGCGAGGACAGCUAUCUACGCGCUCCGACAGCCGAGCUCAAUGUCGAGGUACUCUCGCCAGACGAUCAGUUCUUCGCUUUCGAGGAACUGGACCCGGACUUUGACGAAGAAAACAACCAAUGGGGUCGUGAUCUUGACGCUGACGAACUUGCGCCGGAAGAGGACGAGGAAGAAGCUGACCAGAGCGUCGACGCGGACGAACUGCCUCAGACACCACCAGAACCGCUUGGUGACGACGACGACGUGGCAAACUACGAGCUCCCCCUUGAGCCGCCUGUGGAGCGUGCGCCGACUCCGCCCCCUCCUCCACCCCUCGAGGAUCGACCAGCCCAGCCCAUGUCUUGGUGGACCGAGCAAGACGUCGACAAUCUCCACGAGCACACGACCAUCGUCGAGGCAAAGGAAGCGAUGGCAUAUGUCAAGCUCCUCCAAGAGGCUAGUAUCGACAACAAUCAUCACGCGCUGUCCCUCGCUGCUCGUCAUCGUCUCCGCAACCCUCCCCGCACACUUGUCGACUUACGCGCAAAUCAAGGGCUACGUGUGUCUCUCAGGCACGCGCUUGUCGGCGACACGCAACGCUCUUACCUUGCCCAUUGUGCCAUCACCGCGGAUGAGGUUCCUGGACUCGAUACUUACAGCAUAUACCGGGCGGAUCAGGCAAUUAAGGAACUUAGUGGGGUCGAGGGAAUGCGCAGCGAUAUGUCCGAAUGCAAAUCUGUCGCAAUGUAUCAAAUGCCACUUGUCCCGCUACUGCCCGAAAAAAUCUAA